Molecule: messenger RNA, 1062 nt
Organism: Phaethon lepturus (White-tailed tropicbird)
Lineage: Eukaryota; Metazoa; Chordata; Aves; Phaethontiformes; Phaethontidae
Gene: FLVCR1
Product: feline leukemia virus subgroup C cellular receptor 1
Exons: 10
Biological process (GO): mitochondrial transport; erythrocyte differentiation; transmembrane transport
Cellular component (GO): membrane; mitochondrion
Molecular function (GO): heme binding; heme transmembrane transporter activity
Source: RefSeq, a predicted model, not a curated record
CGGUACCCCCUCACCUUGGCGGCCCAGGCCGUCUGCGCCGUCGCCCAGGUCUUCAUCCUGGGGCUGCCCUCGCGCGUCGCCUCUGUCUGGUUCGGCCCCACCGAGGUCUCCACUGCCUGCGCCGUGGCCGUGCUGGGCAACCAGCUUGGCACUGCAAUUGGCUUUUUGUUGCCACCUGUUUUGGUUCCAAAUACACCUAACGAUAUCGAUCUAAUGGCACAUAACAUCAGCAUCAUGUUCUAUGGAACAGCAAUGGUGUCCACCCUUUUGUUCUUCUUAACGGGAGUUGUGUUUGAAGAAAAGCCCAAAUACCCUCCUAGUCACUCUCAAGCAGUCCUGCAAACUAUGCCUCCCGAGGAUUACUCCUACAAGCAGUCGAUUAUUAACUUGUUCAGAAAUACUCCAUUUGUACUUUUGCUGAUCAGUUAUGGUAUUAUGACUGGGGCAUUUUAUUCUGUUUCCACGUUAUUAAACCAGAUGAUAGUAACUCAUUAUGAGGGAGAAGAAGUGAACGCUGGGAGAAUUGGCUUGACACUGGUGGUGGCAGGAAUGGUGGGUUCGAUUAUUUGUGGUUUGUGGCUGGAUUACACUAAAACAUACAAGCAAACUACUUUGAUUGUUUACAUUCUCUCUUUCAUUGGAUUGCUGGUAUUUACUUUCACCCUGGACCUCGGAUACCUUAUAGUAGUGUUUGUGACUGGAGGAGUACUUGGGUUCUUCAUGACUGGCUAUCUCCCCCUUGGGUUUGAAUUUGCUGUGGAAAUUACAUACCCAGAGUCUGAAGGCACUUCCUCUGGUCUCCUUAAUGCAUCAGCACAGAUAUUUGGAAUUGUCUUUACACUUGUUCAAGGAAAACUCACAACAGACUACAAUCCUCGUGCAGGAAACCUCUUUCUUUGUGCUUGGAUUUUUGUGGGCAUUAUCUUAACAGCCUUAAUAAAAUCAGAUUUGCGAAGACACAAUGUGAAUUCAGGGAUUAUGAAUUUGGAUGUUAAAGCUGUACCAGUUGAUAGUCCUGUAGAACCUGAAAGUACUACAUUAAAAAUUCAGUCAGCCUUAUAA